AUGAGACAAGAAAUAUUGAUUUAUAUCGUAGACAACGAAACGUACGAAAAGGAUGCCGUCUUUUAUGUUGAAUUGGGUGAACCCGUGAGAGAUGAAGAAUCAAUGGAAGAGUUUGAGCGGCAAAGAGACCCAAACAGUAAAAUAUCGUUUGACGAGAAGAUCGCACAAUUGGGAAAACCAAAGUUGGGAGAGAUAUACCGGUGCGCCGUUCGCAUCAAAGAGAGCAAAGAAUUUAAGAACACUGUCGACAAAUUAAUAUCCAAAGCAAACACUAAGAUAAUGAUGGGUACGUCUUCUUGGAAGGACCAGUUCAUCGAUGCCAUCACUGUCUCAGCAGGCGACGACGAAGAGGGAGAUGACGAGGAAGGAGAUGGAGGAGAGCGGGAGGAGAAACUGCCCACUUGUUCUGAUUAUGUCAUGCAUUUGUUCACACUUUUCUGGAAGAUUCUGUUCGCUUUUGUGCCGCCGACAGAUUAUUUCAACGGUUGGCUGUGUUUUGUUGUGUCCAUAAUAAUGAUCGGAGCACUCACUGCAGUCAUCGGUGAUCUGGCCUCACAUUUUGGCUGCACUGUUGGUCUUAUAGAUUCUGUGACGGCCUUCUCGAUAGUUGCCCUUGGUACAAGUGUACCAGAAAUAGCAGACGGUUGGGCUUGUUUUGUAGCCAGCAUUGUAUGGAUCGGUAUUUUAACCGCAAUAGUCGGUGAUCUGGCCUCACAUUUCGGUUGCACUGUAGGCCUGAAAGACUCGAUAACAGCCAUCUCUUUUGUGGCUCUCGGCACUAGUAUUCCAGACACGUUUGCGAGUAAAGUCGCGGCACAGAAUGACCAGUUUGCCGACUCGUCCAUCGGUAACGUGACCGGCAGUAACGCAGUCAACGUCUUCCUGGGGAUCGGCAUCGCCUGGACUGUGGCAGCUAUAGUGCACGCAUACAGAGGCACAGUAUUCCGGGUGAAUCCGGGAUCUCUGGUCUAUUCGGUCACUUUGUUCAGUAUAUGUGCUUUCCUUACGUGUAUUGUAUUGAUGUUUCGACGAAGAUUUGGCGGCGAAUUAGGCGGACCUAUGCUCUCGAAAUUGCCAACAGUUAUACUAUUCGUCAUAUUCUGGUUAUUCUAUGUAUUGAUGUCCAGUCUUGAGGCCUAUCAUAUAAUUCCCGGAUUUUAAGCAAUGAAAGACACCAUUGGAUUGAAAGACAACAUUUUAAUACAUUAAAACAUGUCAUUACAUUAUUUCAUGAGUUAAUUUGAAUGAAAAAUCUAGACAAAAAGUCAAAUAUAAAUAUUUAAGUAUAUUAUUUGGCAAAUGAUCUGAAGUUUUCUUUAACUCAAUUAGUCUCUAAUGGAAGG
Medioppia subpectinata is the source of this 1343-nucleotide messenger RNA. Lineage: Eukaryota; Metazoa; Arthropoda; Arachnida; Sarcoptiformes; Oppiidae. The record is from the annotation of a GenBank genome assembly.